This is a messenger RNA of Caenorhabditis auriculariae, 1151 nucleotides long. The record is from the annotation of a GenBank genome assembly. NCBI's taxonomy places the organism in Eukaryota, Metazoa, Nematoda, Chromadorea, Rhabditida, Rhabditidae.
AUGGGUUGUUGUGUAUCUGCUGAACGGGAGCUUCCGUCGCAUCGCGACUACGAGGAACAGAGGAAACGUCGGCAAUCGUUCGUUACUACUAAUUUUGUGCAGCUGAACUAAUUCGAAUUUUGAUAAAACACCGAUUUUUGUCGAUUUUUUAAUUAUUCUGACUCCAAUCUACUGCAUGGAAAACGGAAACUCCCAAAUUUUUCAACAUUUUCUUCUCAGACAAUAAGUUCCUCGAAGAUAACUCCAAUUGGAAACGUGCAAAGAUUCGAAAUUUUGAGAUUCUUGAAAAAAUCGCCGCUGAAAAAGAAGCAUUUUUGACCUAUUUAAGGUCGAUGGGAGUUGGAAUGGGCGUCGCAAUGAUGAUGCAACAAGCUGGAGCUCUGGUCGGAGCUCCCACACCAGCCGUCGACCUUUCCGCCAUUCAAAAUCAAAUUCGUCGGGCCAAGGUUUCUAUUUUCCCGGAUAAAAAAACGCUGUUUAUGAAGACCACAUUCCUGUUUUGUUUUUCCUGAUGAUUGCACUCUCAGAAAGGAUGUAAUUGACCAGAAGAAAAUCCUACUUUUUUUGUUUAUACACAGCAGUCUGAGCAGUUUUCUCGUUGUUAUUUAGGAAGUUUUUGAGGAUAAAAAUCGGCGAGAGUGAGGUGAAUUUUUCUUCUGACCAACCAAAUGCGUAAAACGGAUUUUUACUAGAAAAAUCAUCCAAAUGACGAUUAUCGAUUUUUAUGUUCGCAGUUUUUAUUUUCUUAUUCAAUAUACUAGAAUGAUCCGAUCCGAGGGUUUUCCACACCAGAAAACAAAAUUUUUUUGCUGACUAGGAGCUUUCAAGCUUUUGAAGCGUUCUAACUUAAAAACCAGAUGACCUGCAAGAAAUUUUUUGCUUGUUUUGCAAUCAGAAAUCUUGAAGUACAGUACCGCCGGGGUUGAGGGGGGCAGAAGAAGACGAAAAAAACGUUCUCUAGUGAGUUAUGUAAUAAGUCGAGUCAUUCUCCAUGCGGCCCAAAGUUUCAAGAUACUUACUUAUGAAAAAAAAAAUCAAAAUUUGGUUGAUUUCAGGCUGAAGGACGUACCGUAACCCUAGUGAACGGCGCAUUGUAUUUCGACUAUCAAAUGGUGGCCCACAUCCCUCCUAAUCAUGAUAUCCGUGUCUGA